Messenger RNA from Cucurbita moschata (crookneck pumpkin), 1428 nucleotides. RefSeq names its product protein SHI RELATED SEQUENCE 1-like. NCBI's taxonomy places the organism in Eukaryota, Viridiplantae, Streptophyta, Magnoliopsida, Cucurbitales, Cucurbitaceae. The transcript has 2 exons. Gene Ontology annotation, biological process: positive regulation of DNA-templated transcription. The coding region runs from base 345 to 1193 and encodes 282 amino acids. Gene Ontology annotation, molecular function: DNA-binding transcription factor activity; DNA binding. Gene Ontology annotation, cellular component: nucleus. The record is from RefSeq and is a predicted model, not a curated record.
UGAGAUCUUGAGCCGAGGAGCGAACAAGAACAAAAACAAGAAGAAGAACAAAAUUGGCUGUGUCGUUUGGAAGAGAGAGUGGAAAAAGGGUCAUAACUGCAGCAGAUUCAGAAACAGAGAUUAAGUGGGGCGGAGAAAGGCAUGGCGGCGCUGCAGACAGAGCUGUUAUUCUCCGCCAUAAAUGCCACUCUCAGACACAAAGGAGGCCAGAAAUUCAAAGCGUGAUUAACUCUCAGCCACCACCAGCUACCAAUUUCUUUCUUCUUUCAGUUGAUCACCCAGGGGUUGGACCCUCUGAUUAUGGAUAUUAGGUCACCUUCAGGUUCUUCUGGCUCACACCAACAAUGUCAAUGUCUGGUUUCUUCACUCUAGGCUCCACCGACCAAGAACACCAACAACCCGACACGAAUCGCCCAAACCAAACACUCCCCCCGGACACCUUGUUUUGGUACAAGCCCGGAAGCGUCGAGCUAUGGCAGCCCCAACAGCACCAACAACAAUCGCUAUUUCAAGCGCGGUCUCACAACAACAACAACAACAACAAUCUGUACUCGGAUGAAUCCUCGUCCAGAUCCGGUAAUUUAAUGAUGAUUAGCUCCGGAUCAGGCGGAGGGGGAAUCAGCUGCCAAGACUGCGGCAACCAAGCCAAAAAAGACUGUACCCAUAUGCGAUGCAGGAGUUGCUGCAACACCCGAGGCUUCCCUUGCCAGACCCAUGUCAAAAGCACUUGGGUCCCUGCCGCCAAGCGCCGUCAGCGCCAACAAAAACUCGCCGCCUUACAAACCCAUCCCAAACGCCACACAGAUUAUAACAUCCCCACCACCAACACUUCUGGGUUAGAAAUUGGGAAUUUCCCGGCGGAAUUGAACUCCCCGGCUGUAUUCCGUUGCGUUCGUCUCAGCUCCACCGACGACACCGACGAUCAAUACGCAUAUCAAACGGCAGUGAACAUCGGAGGACAUGUUUUCAAGGGAAUUCUAUACGAUCAAGGACCCGAAAAUAAUUAUCUUCCCGGUGAGACCUCGUCCGGCGGCGGUGGUGGGUUGCAACCACUGAAUUUCAUCGCCGGUGCCGCCGAUGCCAACGCUGCUUCCUCCGCCGCAUUACCCUUACUCGAUCCCUCUUCGUUAUACUCAGCGCCGCUCAAUAGCUUCAUGGCGGGUACGCAAUUCUUCCUACCACCAAGAUCCUAAAAAAAAAAAACUUAUCAUAUUUUCAUUUUCACUUUUUUUUUUCCAUUUCCGUUGAUUAUUUCUGCAUAUCCUGAAAAUUUGUAGUGAAAAAAAGAAAACCCUUCACAAAAUCGGGGAAUAAUGUGGAAAUGUUUAUUUGUUUUUACAUUAAAUUAAAGGUUUGGGUUCAAAUUUCAAUGCGUAGUUUGGAACAUACAAAAUUAUUGUUGUUGAAAUCCAAAGCCGUUUUUGUGUA